Molecule: messenger RNA, 1861 nt
Organism: Leguminivora glycinivorella
Lineage: Eukaryota; Metazoa; Arthropoda; Insecta; Lepidoptera; Tortricidae
Product: F-box/LRR-repeat protein 4-like
Exons: 8
Coding region: 130-1458 (442 amino acids)
Biological process (GO): SCF-dependent proteasomal ubiquitin-dependent protein catabolic process
Cellular component (GO): SCF ubiquitin ligase complex
Molecular function (GO): protein binding
Source: RefSeq, a predicted model, not a curated record
CUCAUGUUUUUGCGUCUUGCGAGAUAUUUAGUUGAAAGUUUUUUAAUUAAUUUUGAUUUGUUGCAUAGAAACAAUAAUCAUAACAUAUAACGAUAAAUAUAAGCUCAUAAGUGUUCGCUUGUACAUACAAUGGAAAACAUGGAAGAAGACCCAGAUCUUGGAAUGGAAUCCGAAUCCAAUAGAGCUGUAAUAAACUCCCUGAACCCAGACUGCUGGCGUCUCAUCCUCAACUACCUGUCGAUACAAGAGCUCAUGCAGUCGGAAACAACCUGCAAGGAUUGGCAGAAGCUCGUGCUUGACCAUAUAUCACAUCGCCAAAUCAUGAUAAUGGAAAGAGAAUGCGACGAGAACACCUUGAUAUUAAGAAACUCUGGUGACGUCUGGCCAUCGUUCAAGCGCUGGCUGAAGAAGUGUGGGCCGGCUGUCCAGGAGCUCGAUGCGAACUGCCAGCACUUCAGGGAUGUGGUCGAGGUGUUGCGGGGCACCUGUCCUAACUUGGAAGUCCUAAGACUGAUGAAUUUAAAGAAGAAGCUCUCACCGACCACCACACAUCACUUCCCGAAACUUACCUGGCUUGUGUUUGAAAAUUGCGAUGAAAUAACAGACGAUUGCAUCGCCCAGUUCCUAACAGACGACAUGACCGAAUUGGCAAUCAUAUCGAACAAGCGCGUCACCGGGCGUUUCCUAGCCAACAUGCCCCACGAUAAGAUGUCCCGUCUCGUCCUCCGCGACUGUAGAGCCCUGAAAUUUUCAAAUCUCGUCACUAAUGUAGACCAUUUAAAAAAAUUGACAACUCUAGUUCUAUGGAAAAAAAAUCGUAGUAAAAUCGAAAUUAGAAAUAAACUACAUUUGUUAUUAGAUAAAAUGCCUAAUUUAGGAGAAAUAGGUUUUAAUAUUGACGAUAUGUUAAGUAGUAAUGAUGAACAAGAUUGUUUGGAAGAGAGUAAUGUGUUUUUUGAAGCGGUGUGUAGAUUGAAGAAACUACAUAGGUUUAAUGCGAAUUUCGAAGUUUGGGAUAGACAUUUGGAGGCCCUGGCGAAGAGUUGUAAGGAUCUUCUGGCUGUGAGGUUACAGUGCACUGAGAUAACCCGAGCGGGCCUGGACGCGUUAUGUCGUCACACGGGCCCGCAACUCUACGAGCUCGAUUUGUCCGAGAGCUCCCUCGUGGACGACGACAUUGUCGCCUGCAUCCGAGCCUGUCCCAAACUAGUGUGGCUAGACAUAUCCUACUGCCAGCUAUCGGAGCGCGCAGUGCAGCGCGUGGCGGCCGCGCGCCGCGACAUGCGCGCCGACUUGUCCGCCAGCAAGUACGCCAGCAACGACCUCAACAACCUGUGCUACAGGCUGCUACUUGUCGUCUGUCGGUGGGCCUUUACAGGGAACCAGGAGGAAAUCAAGGAUGUCCUCGAUCUGAAAUACAGAAACGACGGGUUCGUCAGUGAUAGUAGUGAAUAUUAAGAGGGAACAGCUGUUUCUCAAAUGUUUAAAUCACAAAAAAAAAAGUUUAAUUGUCAUCACCUGUUUCCUCCAGGACAUAGAACAUAAGAAUUACUAGUUUAGCCUUUGGAAUGGAUGUUAUAGUAUUUUUUUGUCCCAUACAGGGGCUUUUGAUCCUUGAUAGGAAUAGGAUGGAUUAGCAUUUAUUUUUUUGUGAAAAAUGACCUUUUUCUCGCACCCUGUAUGUUUUUGACGCACUCUGUAUAUGACGAUGAAAGGGCUAAAACUUAGUUUAUAAUAAUAUGAGUGAUAAAUGUGAUAAUUUAGUCUUGAUUUAGGCUGUUAAGAGUCUGUGAUUUACUUUUAUUCGAAAAUGUUACCUCGAGGACCAUUUAAUAUGUUGAAUAAAAUUAGUUUCUUAAUA